Onthophagus taurus is the source of this 1647-nucleotide messenger RNA. It is a transcript of the gene js, whose product is annotated as jiangshi. NCBI's taxonomy places the organism in Eukaryota, Metazoa, Arthropoda, Insecta, Coleoptera, Scarabaeidae. Gene Ontology annotation, molecular function: chitin binding. The record is from RefSeq and is a predicted model, not a curated record. Gene Ontology annotation, cellular component: extracellular region.
AGAUCUCUUUUACUAUCGAAAGCCCACUGAGAUGUCCGCAGUCACCCGCAGCUAUUUGCAAAGAGAGGUUUAGACCCGGCUUUACUAUAAACGGAAAAUAGAGAGAGAUUGUUGGUGGUCGUUUCGCGAUCUUUUCAUCGAUGAAACGCAUUUAAUUGAAAAUAAACAAAAGUGUUAAAUAAAAAGAAAAUGACAAAGAAUUUUUUGAUACACUCGAUUAGUUUAGUGUUGUUUUCAUUCAUCGUCGGUUUAAAGAGUGAGGUGUUAGCUGACUUAAGGUUCACCUGUAAUGGAAGGCCGGCGGGGUAUUACGCAGACGUUGAUUCAGGAUGUCAAAUUUACCACAUGUGUGAUGGUUUAGGUCGCCAAUUCAGUUACAGCUGCCCAAAUACGACGUUGUUUCAACAGAGAAUGUUAAUUUGCGAUCAUUGGUACAUGGUUAAUUGUAGUACGGCGGAAAAUGAUUAUUCCGCAAAUUUAUUAAUAGGCCAAAAGAAACCUUUUGUAGAAGACUCAGAAUCACAUCCCUAUCAUAGAACACCAAGACCUGAUUUGUUAUCACAACCAACAGCUUCCGAAUAUAACAUUGUUUAUAGAACAGGGAGAGAGAAUAGAUUAGGUGGUUUAAACAUUGUUGGAUUAGAAAGUAAUUUAGAAUCAACAGUAACUGAUAGACCAUCGUAUAAUUUACCAAGCCAUUGGUCCACGGAAAUUCCAAGAGAUUCAAAAAGACCAAUUCCAGUUCAAGCAAAAAUUGAAAGGAUCGAUUUAAGACCACAAGGAAAAUCAAUUACUUUUGAUAGAAUCAAUUCAGUUAAUUUUAUAAGACCAACAAAAAUAACAGAUUCAUUUUUAAAAAGAAAAGAUGAUAUCAUCCCCGUUAAUUUUAAAUCGCUUUUUAAAAAUACCACACCGGUUUUUCCCACAAAAGAAGAACUAGGAAUCACCACUCCUUCAUCGAUAGACGAGAUUUUACAACCACCACCGAAAAGCGAAGAAAACAUUAUCGAAGACCGUUUUGAUAAACAACUUUUUGUACCAAACAAAAACGUUUUACCACCGACCCAAAAAGAAGCGGUUAAAAUUAGAAAAAUUCCAACUUUAGAACAAAUCAAAGAAAUGUUUUCUAUACCAGACUACGAAUUUCCUUUAGAACCUAACGGUGGACCGAGUUACGAUGGGAAAAUUAAUUCAUUUCAAGCGAAUCCUUUUAUUAUUGGGGUAAAACCAAGACAACAUGCAGUGUGAUAAUAAAACAGUUAAAACAGAAACAAAGUAUUUAAAAUAAGAAAAUAACAAAAGAAAGGGUGAUUAUUAUAAAUGACUGAUUAACAGAAAAUUUUUCCUUCGCCCUUUAAACCUUUUAACACUACUUCAAGCACUUAGAACUGUUAAUUAAAUCCAAAGAUACUUUUAAUUAAAACAGUGUUUUUAUAAACUCGAUUCCUAAACAAAAUAAACCGAAUUUUAUUUAUGUUUUAAUGUGGACAGCACGUUAAAAAGAUACUUAUCUAGUUGAUUUUAGUUUUUAGAUUGAAUGUAAAUAAGUAUCUUUAUGUUUUUAGAAAUUAUGUGAAUCAAACCGGGUCAAUUUGUAAUCGAAAUAAGAAUAAGAAAAGAGGAAAUAAAGAUGUCAUUAGAAAUUCA